Molecule: messenger RNA, 3209 nt
Organism: Podarcis raffonei (Aeolian wall lizard)
Lineage: Eukaryota; Metazoa; Chordata; Lepidosauria; Squamata; Lacertidae
Gene: DEPTOR
Product: DEP domain containing MTOR interacting protein
Exons: 10
Coding region: 429-1625 (398 amino acids)
Biological process (GO): negative regulation of TOR signaling; intracellular signal transduction
Molecular function (GO): protein binding
Source: RefSeq, a predicted model, not a curated record
UUGCUUCCCCUGUUCAGCAAGCAGCAGGAGCGCAGAAAGAAGCGCCGCCUCUCCAUUUCGCUAACCCGCUCUGCAAUCUUGUGAAAGGUCGCUGGUGGUAAAUGAAGAGGGGAGCCCCCCCCUCUCUCCACCUCCCCUUUCAAGCCUUCCCAGCCCCCCUCCGCCGCCGCCGCCGCCCUUGCCCUGAACUGGAUCAUCCUGCGCCGCAGCUGACAUUGAGCGCACGCUUUGCGCAAGCAGCGCCUGUCCCCAGCCAGUGCCGGACGGAGGGGGUCGCUGGUGCCUCGGCUGGAUCGCCUCUGCUGCAACCACGUGUCUCCCUCGCCAGCUGCCUGUCACACACCACAACAAGAAAGCCAGUGGGGGGAUCUUUUUUGAUCGCCAGCAGAAGGAACGCCCGACUUUCCCCAGUCUAGGUUAGUGGUGAGAUGGAAGAAAGCAGCCUGGGCACCAUGCAGCAGAGAGCGACCGAGCUGGAGCACAUGGCCGAGGUCCUGCUUACAGGGGAGCAGUUACGGCUCAGACUGCAUGAAGAAAAGAUAAUUAAAGAUCGGAGACAUCACCUGAAGACGUAUCCAAACUGCUUCGUUGCCAAAGAACUGAUUGACUGGCUGAUUGAUCACAAAGAGGCCUCUGACAGGGAGACUGCAAUUAAACUAGUGCAAAAAUUACUGGAUCGUAGCAUCAUUCACCACGUUUGCGAUGAGCAUAAGGAAUUCAAGGACCUCAAACUUUUCUACCGCUUUCGGAAAGAUGAUGGAACGUUCCCACUUGACAACGAAGUGAAGGCCUUCAUGAGAGGACAGAGGCUGUAUGAAAAGCUGAUGAAUACCGAAAAUGCACUUUUACAAGCCAGGGAAGAGGAAGGAAUAAAAUAUGAACGCACUUUUAUGGCAUCUCAGCUGAUUGACUGGUUGAUCCAGGAAGGGGAGGCCACUACAAGGCCUGAAGCUGAACAACUUGGCCGCAGGCUGCUGGAGCACGGAAUUAUACAGCAUGUGUGCAACAAACACCAUUUUAUAGACAGCAAUCUGCUGUUCCAGUUCCGAAUGAAUUUCCGCCGGAGGAGGAGAUUGAUGGAGCUGCUCGCUGAGAAGUCCCGCUUGAUGCCGGAGAGUCACGACAGUCCCUUUUGUCUACGAAAGCAGAACCAUGACAAUAAAAAGCACACCAGUUUCCUCUCAGUGAGCCCCACCAAGGAGAUAAAGAUUGUCUCAGCAGUGAGACGGAGCAGUAUGAGUAGCUGUAGCAGCAGUGGGUACUUCAGCAGCAGCCCAACGAUCAGCGGCAGUCCUCCAGUUCUGUGCAACCCCAAAUCUGUAUUGAAGAGACCAGUGACUCCUGAUGAACUUCUGAUGCCUGGGGCACCAUAUGCCAGGAGAACCUUCACAAUUGUAGGCGAUGCCGUCGGGUGGGGAUUUGUGGUGCGUGGGAACAAGCCUUGCCACGUCCAGGCUGUGGAUCCCAGCGGCCCAGCAGCUGCAGCAGGAAUGAAGGUCUGCCAGUUUGUGGUUUCGGUGAAUGGGCUGAACGUCCUCCAUGCAGACUACAGGACAGUGAGCAACCUCAUCCUGACUGGUCCUCGAACCAUCGUCAUGGAAGUGAUGGAGGAGAUAGAGCCUUGAGGAGGACACUUUGAGAUGAGGACAUAUACCUUGUCCAAGACAAUUAUCCUGCCUUCGAAGUACUUUCCUCCCUCCCCUCCACCCCCAGUUUACCAGUAAUAAAUACUUGGGUGGAUACGCUCUUCAGCCAAUGUUUGUACCCAUGGUACUGAUGUGCAGACUCACCUGCGCUAUGCUGUGGGCCAGCUGCAUAUCCGGGAUGUAGCCAGCUCAGGUGGCCUGCAUCACAGAUGGCUGUGAUACCAACAGAAGGGUCAGAAUCAUGUCAGGAAUCGCAUCCUUGCAGGUUUCCCCAAUGCUAUGCCGCUCCUCUUUUCCUUCACAAUUUUAUUUCUGCGACGUAGCCGCCACUGAGAUCAUCCGAAGGACUUUCACCUUGGGAAUUGGGCAGCAUUGUAUAUUUUCAUGCGCACUUGUUAUCGGAACUGUAAUGUGCCAAUUGAAAGCAUCGCCAGGUGGUGUGUGUGCCUUGCUUCAGGAUGCUGUAGCAGAACAUCAAAUUCUAAUAAAUUAAAAGGAGGUGUAAAGGUAAAGGGACCCCUGACCAUUAGGUCCAGUCGUGACCGACUCUGGGGUUGCGGCACUCAUCUCGCUUUAUUGGCCAAGGGAGCCGGCGUACAGCUUCCGGGUCAUAACUAAGCUGCUUCUGGUGAACCAGAGCAGCGCAUGGAAACGCCGCUUACCUACCCGCCGGAGUGGUACCUAUUUAUCUACUUGCACUUUGACGUGCUUUUGAACUGCUAGAUUGGCAGGAGCAGGGACCGAGCAACGGGAGCUCACCCCAUCGCAGGGAUUCAAACCGCUGACCUUCUGAUCGGCAAGUCCUAGGCUCUGUGAUUUAACUCACAGCGCCAUACAGCAAAUGUGGCCUAAGUGAACAAUUUGGCUACACCCCGUGCAUUUUUCUGGCACUGUUAAGUCUUAAGUUGCAGAAUCGUCGAGUUUGAAGGGACCCGAGGGUCAUCUAGUCCAACAACCUGCAACGCAGGAAACGUUUGCCCAAUGUGGUGCCUUGAACCCACAUCCCUGAGACCAAGAGUCCCACGCUCUAUCCACUGACCAUUGUUCAGUGACUGAGCACAUGCUUUGCAUGUAGAAGGUCCCAGACUCCACACUUGGCAGCUACAGCCAAGCAAGUAGCGAUGAGAAAAGCUUCUGGCAGAGACCCUGGAGAUCCACUGCGAGGAUCUGGGUUUGCAUCUCUCCUCAAGCUUCCUGGGCAAGUCACUAUCUCUCAUCUUAGCCCAUGUCAGAGCAUCAUUGUGUGGCUAAAAUGGGAUAACUCCCUUGCGUGUUACCCUGAGCUCUGGAGAAGUGGCAGGAUGUAAAUAUGAGCAAAUAAAAUAUUUCUGAGUCUCGAUGCCGCAUCUUAAAAAUGAGGACAAUAACAAUCUACCUCCCGGGAUAUUGUGGUGAGUGUAAAAAUCCUUCAAACUCGUGCAUUAACUGAGCUUUCACAGGCCAUAUAGUUCCUUGAAAAGCGUGGCUUUAAUAGCACAGCGAUAACUAACAGUAUGAUGCUCAGUGGCUUAAAAGAGCCUAUUACGUAUACCGUUUGGGUGGAAUGACUGGAUCUGAGAGGCU